UGAGGAUGAAAGUGAAAGAAGGAGGUCUGAGCAGCAGAAGCGGGUACAGUGGGCACAGUAGGAACAGCAGCAGCAGCGGGACUUCUCGCAGUGAGGAUGGUCUUCACCGGUCUCACUCAACCCGGUGAACAUGUUCUGAGUCUUCACAGAUUGGUCAGAUGGCUCUGGCUCCGGUCACACUCCGCGUCUGCGCCAUGAUGGUCUGCCUGCUCGGAGCCGCGCGUCGCUCCAAAGGCGACGAAGAUGGCUGUCGGUGUCCAGGAAUUCCUCAAAGGCCUCUAACGAAACCGCCGCCGGAGACCUGUUUUAAUGACACCUUUCGCUACACGUGUAUGGACGGCUACGUGAGGAAAGCGGGAACCUCAAACCUCAUCAAAUGCAGCCCAAUCAAUGGCACUCUGCAGUGGACCAAACCCUCCCUCAUCUGCAAACCCGACCCUCUGAAAACCACAACACAUCCACCUAUGAGCACAGCAACACCAUCGUUCCCCAGGCUACAGAUGACCCCGACGGGAAGCAUCUCACCCGGAGAGGCGACAGACACAAACAGCACAGAGCCAAUCUCACCCGGUGUGCAGGCAGAUCACACGCAGGCAGAGUUCACGAGGGGCCGCAAAGCAUCCGACCAGACAACAUCGACGUCUCCCUACCAGCUUGUCAAUAGGACGACGGUCAAUCCUAGUGCGUCCGGCCAAACUGACCACGGACUUGGCAAAACAACAACAGGGCUGAUUGUGUGCGCUUCGUUGGUGAUCGCCUGUGCUUUGAUCGGAAUCAGCUACGCAUGUUAUAGAAGGAGGUCACGAAACAACGGCCCACCAGCGACAGAAGAAGAAAAGAUAUCCAUGAGUCCCGUUCCAUCUGGAUUCGAGACGUAAAAACUGCGGUGCAGAAGAAAAUCAGUGCACUUAAACUAGGCUUUAAAAACACAACUUUAUUUACAACAGAAUAUAUGCAAGUAAAGUUUCCUGUACAGAACAGAAUCACACCACCUAAGAAAAGACGUUUUCAAGAGGGCUAUAUUUAACUAUCGGGAAUAUACAAGCAGAGAACAAUAACAGUUAAAUAAAAAAAUAUAGAAAAAGUAAAAGUCAGAGUUAAUGAUAGUAAGUCAAAAGUAUAUUGAAUAUCUGUUGUGUGCUUUUUACCCAUUUUUAUUUAUUAAGAAGAAAAAAGUUUGUGCAUUCCACAAUUGUGGGAUUGAAAAGACAUUUACAUCUGUAUUACAUUGAUCAUGAUCAUAUUGUGAACUUGAAGUUCGAUGUGCUUGUUCUUAAACAUCAAUCCUGACUGGACAGAUGUGAAGUAUAAAUCCAUGUUCAUGUAUGUGGUGCCCAGUGUAAUGGACGUUGUGUCACGCGUCACGCAAAUAAAGCAGCUGUUCUGUUGGUUCUACA
Molecule: messenger RNA, 1397 nt
Organism: Scophthalmus maximus (turbot)
Lineage: Eukaryota; Metazoa; Chordata; Actinopteri; Pleuronectiformes; Scophthalmidae
Gene: il15ra
Product: interleukin 15 receptor subunit alpha
Exons: 7
Coding region: 159-878 (239 amino acids)
Biological process (GO): interleukin-15-mediated signaling pathway
Cellular component (GO): plasma membrane
Molecular function (GO): interleukin-15 receptor activity
Source: RefSeq, a predicted model, not a curated record